AUGGAUUUCAUCCCACCGUCAUACGAAUCAGCAACAGACCGAGAUGCAUGGGUGAUAAUCGCCCACUACAUCCCUUCCAGCGAUCUUUGUGCAGCAUCAUUAGUCUGUCAUCGAUGGCACGACCUAUUUAUGCCAUUUCUUUGGGGUGAUCCAGCAUCUCAUUUCGGAACUGAGAACGACGCGGUCUAUGUGGCGCUUACACGGUUUCGAAGAACCCUUAAAUAUGCCAGGCGAGAAGUACGAUCCUUAACUCACACACUUCAUCUUCCCCCUGCUUUGUCAGAGAUAUACGACGGCCCCCGGCCUGGCUGGCUGAGAGAUAUUCUGGAAUUUCUUCCAUGUCUGCAAUGUCUCAUGGUAUCAAGGCUGCCGUUUUUUGAUCACAAUUCAAUGGUUGCAUUGAAGAAUCAGAAUUCUUCCAGCCAAUAUAAUAUCCGUCUUCUGCUCGCGGAACACGAGCCGAAUACCACCUCUGCCGGUCUGGCAGAAACUUUACUUCACUUCCCCUUGUUGAGUUAUCUGAAUCUCUCGUAUACUACGUCCGCACGAGACCGAUAUGUUCUGUCUUCACUCUCUCAGCUUGAACAUCUUCAAGUACUGAAACUACGCGGCAUCGGUCUGAAAGAUACAGAUGCUGGGUAUCUAGCUAAUGCCAUUGGGAAAAGAGUUCGUUUCUUAGAUUUACGUGACAAUAUGCUUACAGAUAUGGCCGUUCGUUCACUGCUACAGGCUUCUUUUUUCACCGCUAGCAGUUCACAGCAGUCUCGUUCAAGAACCCGGUCAUCACCGGAUCCUAUCUUUCAGAUCUCAAAACAUGCUCUUGGGAUCGAUAUAUUCAACUCUUCGAAAUUAGAUGAACACCUUUUGAAAUUGCUGGCCCGGCCAACAUCAAACAGGCACUGGAUCGAAGACUUGUCGCUAUCAGGCAUCACGCACCUGUAUAUUGCAAAUAAUCAGAUAACAGUGGAAGGUGUUGUAAGUCUCCUAUCGUCAGGGCGUCUUCAUGCGCUUGAUGUCGGAACGGUCAAUACGGCAGACUUCAUACAGAAAAAAACCUCUUCGCCAAAAUCUGGAAAAUACCCAGGAGGUGAGAAGUUUGCGCCACUACUGAGGAAUGUUGCUGGUAAUAAAAUGGUAUAUUUCCGGGCUCAUCAUGCAGUGGUGACCGUAGAGCCACCGUCAAAGGAAGUUCCCAUGGCGUCUGGGGCACUGGGAGUCCUCCCUGAGCUUGCAGGUGGUAAAGUGUCUCACCCGACUGAGUUGGAUGCUUCGCACGAAGCCCAAAUCUACGAGGUACCAGGAGAAGUCCCAUCGAUCCAUGAGCUUGCAGAUACAUCAAUCACACAGUCUGCGAAAUCGGUUCCAAUUUUUUCGAGAAUCCCUGAACCAUUGCCUGCUCCUAGACGUGGAUCCGCUUUUGCUCCAGAGGUCAUUGAAGGAAUGCCACAAGGCAACGAUAAUACUUCCGCCAGCACGGAUUAUCUCGAGCCAGUCUCUGGAGCUGCUAUGGAUACCCUUCAUACCCACAGAAUUCAAGAACUUCUUGCAAAACGUCCAAAUUCCCAGUCCAUCCCUCUCCAAAACGGGAAAGAAAGCUAUUUUCCCUACCUCCACCCGUCUCAUAUCCCACAAAUGGAAACCCUCGUCUUGACAGGUGUACCUUCACAUAUUGCACCCGACUCCUCGAUAUUAGGCACCCUAAUCCGGUUCAUUACAGCAUGCUCCAAUGAAGCUUUAUUAGCUGCCCUCCAAGCUGGGUCCGACUAUUCUCUCCCACCAGGCCAAGCCCGCAUAAUAGCUGAACAACAGCGAUCGCGAUCCCUCUUCGGUCUACGCCAGAUAAUCCUCGAAAUAACGCCUACGGACAAUUCAAGAUCAAUCUCCUGGAAGCCUGCAAAUCAGCGCAAUGGCUUAACCGUUUCAAGCACCGGAGACCGCGACUCUGAAGCCCUCUGGGCCGCGGCCACAGACGACUUCAGCUUUUUUGGCGAAGAAGAAUGCGGCAUCCCAGAAAGCGACCCGAGCAAAUAUUUCCCCAUGGCUAUAUUGAACGAGAAAGUCUCCCUCAUACCCUCGGACGACGACGAUGGUACCGAAUCAUCCCUUCCAAUACGAGAUAUAUCGCAGCGUGUUAUCACAUCGUCACCCGAGAUGCGCAGUCCAUCACACAGGAAUAAAAAAUCAACCCAGCACCCACCACAAAAUUUAAUCGAUCUCGUUGCCGAACUUGCCGCUUUUCGCCGCUCAAAAAAGGCCGAAUACGAGCAAGUUAUGCGUCGUGAGAGAGGGCGGCUUAGUACAGAUUCCAGUCUCUCAGGUGUCUUUACCACUACGCCACAUAUGUCGAUGGCGCAUUUUGUCGAGGGUCACUGGAAAGGGGAAGUGAAGAUUGUGCGUAAUCCAACUCCCAAAGUCCGAAGUGGUAUGGUAGACAUUUACGGAAAUUAUUUUGAAGGGGGAUAUUUAUAUCCGUGA
Messenger RNA from Penicillium taxi, 2475 nucleotides. Its product is annotated as F-box protein. The record is from RefSeq and is a predicted model, not a curated record. NCBI's taxonomy places the organism in Eukaryota, Fungi, Ascomycota, Eurotiomycetes, Eurotiales, Aspergillaceae. The transcript is spliced from 2 exons. Gene Ontology annotation, molecular function: protein binding. The coding region runs from base 1 to 2475 and encodes 824 amino acids.